AUGCUAGAAUCCUUCUUGUUGCCGCACCUUAACACGGCUCUGUCUGCAGUGUUUGAAGAUCUCGAGCCUCAUCAGCUGUACGCAUCUAUAUUGGGGGGUAGCUUGGUUCUACGGAACUUGAAACUCAAAAAGGAUGCCUUGGCGCCUCUAUCGAUACCGGUGGAUGUUACAUAUGGGCAUAUAGAAAAGCUCGAAAUCAAACUUAAUAUUCUUCGUCUACUUACCGGUCCCAUAGUCAUCAACGCUGAAGAUGUACUGGUAGUUGGUACUACCCAACCUCCAUCUGCAUGGAAUGUUGAGAGAGAGGAAUUUUUACGUGAUCAGCAGCGGAAUCUUACUCUCUUAACGGACGAAUGUUUGACGUAUGCGCGGGAAGAAUCAGGUCUUCCCUCUGUGCUACAACGAGCAGCAUAUGCAAUUAUUCAACGAAUCCGGUUGUCUGUGACCAGGUUAGAAGUGAGGCUGGAAGACACAGAAACAGCUUCAGGGCAGCACUUUGCUUUUGGCCUGCGAGCAGCACGCCUGUUUAACGUUCGCUGUGACUCCAACUGGGAAGCAGAAUGCCAGCCUUCCACGGCCGUCGGCACAUCAUGCAACACCAGCGCCAGUAAUGCGCCGACCUCAAACAAUGCAUCUUCGCAGAGUUGGUUUGACUGGCUAAAGUCUUUCGCUGGGAGGCACGUAAACAAAGAAUCCCCUGACGAGAAGAUUCCUGAGUCAUUCCACUUGAAAACAGUCAUGGAAGGUUCGUGUGUAUAUUUAGACCCAAUCAAUAGUGGCCAUGAGCACGUCUCGUGGCUUCCAUACCCAGCCGUGUACAGAGCAACGAUAAUUGAAGAGCUGCAGAAGUAUCUUCUUCUGGAUUAUCACUACUCGAGUGCGAAAGAUGCAACACCUUGGUCCAUUUUUAGGCGUCCCCGGCAAGGAGAGGGCCAUGGCAUUGCAUCGUUUUUACCAGUAAGCACCCUCAGCCAAGCUGUGCUCGCUAGACGAAUGCGGGACGCCGCCAGUUCUGGCAAUCCCGUACCCAAAUCAGAUGAACAACGGCUACCGGAAGUGAGUAACGUAGACAAGAGAACGGGAAACUCUAAAUUUCACCCUCUUGCUGCAUUUGGGACACCAAAAACUGCUGAGGGCUCGUCCUACAAUGCUCACAAGCAGAAGCCAUCUGAAUUCCUGCGGUUCAGCGACUUGUAUUGCCCAAAGAUGUUUUGGCAAAUUGCAAAUCGUACUGCUCCACAUCACAUGUAUAUCCUAAAGCCAGGAGAGGUGGAACUAAGAGUGAGGGAACUUACACCAAAAGAGGACGAGAUGGCGAAAUACCGGUUUGCGUGGCGCCGCCAUCUCGUGCGCUAUGCUUUGAAUGCUACAAACAAUGGAAAGGCGCUUAACUUGCAAAUAAAGUCAGGGCAAACUAGGGUUGCGUUUACUUCCCAAAGUGAUGCUGAAGCCGCGGACUGGGAUGCCCAGGAAGCCACCGACGAAAAGUUUAUUCGGGAAUUCGAGGCAAAGUAUUGGCCGACUGUAAUUCUUCCCUUACGGCAGUUGGCCCUUCAAGACUUAAAGCAGAAAGUGUGCUUUGGUCAAUCUUCUCGCAUGACAAGCCUGUCACAGCAACAGUACGCAGUAGAUGGUGGGACCGUCAUUCCCUAUCGAACGUUGGAAGGAGGGCAAUUAGGAAGCGUAAAGCAGCGAGGUGACGGCGCUGGUCUGGAAAGUGGCGUUGCGUCGUAUGGUAAUGGAGGACAUACCACCUCAGUGCAAGGGCUGAUGGAGGACAUGGCAGACGAAUUGUCUGUGGCUUCUGAAGCAGAGCAACAAAUGAUAAAGUGCAUACAACAAAUGCAACCAUGCCGGCUUGCCAAAAGUGUCCAGUUUACCGUGCAACUAUACGAUCUGGAGGUGACACUGGCGGCAGCAUACGAGGCACCUGCAUGCAUACGUGUAAAAUUUGAUGAGUUAUAUACCCACGCUGCAAUGUACUAUGACCUCCGCAUGCAAUUUGUUACCGCAUUUGAAGGCGUCCAAGUCACUGACAGCCUCAUGCCGAACUUAACCCAUCGUCGUGUAGUAGUAAGCCGGUCGUGUACCAAAUCCUGCAGGGAAGCCCGGCGGUUAUCCGAGUCUUGGAGAGGGUCUCACAGGGAUACUACAGCUGAAGCUGUCCUUUCUUCCUAUGGAUGUACAAGUUGUGGUUCUAAUAGUAUUCACGGAACUCCACCGCUGUCACCACUUCAACCUGUUAACACUGCUUGUAUUCUGGACUGGAGCACGAACUGCAUACGGCAAAGCGGUUGCCCAUUACAAUAUUCGAAGAAAGAGCAUGAAGGCGAGAUCCGCAAUAAUCAGGAUGCCCCUGCAGGGGGGUGGUUGCGUUUUGACAAGUCCUUCGUGCCACUAGAAGGCAUCCCUGAUGUACGCCUCUACCUUCAGACGCAUGGUUCGCUGCUUUGCACAAUCACACCAGCUGCAGUUGCAUAUGUUGUGGAAGCUCUGCAACAACCGGUCCAUCUGGUGGAAGGAAGCAGCAUCCUGGAGGCGGCUAGCAGGGAAGUCCAAGAAGCACUGCGAAGGAAUGAACUAUUCUUUGCCCAGCUACUUGUUGGGGAGGUCGACCACCUAACAGUGGAUGUUUGUGUAGAUAUACCGGUUUCACACAAGUUCCUGGUUCCCUUCAGCCAUGAGGUCUCCCAAUGCCGUGGCGUUCUCUUUCAGUCCGGAGUAGUGUCGGUUGACAGCAGCUUGAACCCACCGCAGCUGCAGGCGCUAGCAUCUAGUCACACCUGCAUUGGCAAACCAUACGAUAGAUAUUCGAUCGUCAUUACAGGGGCCUGUUUGCAGCGAGUAAUAAAUUGCCAACUGAUUGAAUGCAGCCCACAUGCUUAUAUGAUAGAUCCAUAUUCUCCCUUGAAGGAGAAAGGGGACAGUGCACAAGGAUGCUCAGUUGCCUUAAAGAAGCGAGGGACUCAGGAAGUCUCCCCACACAACAUAUAUACGUCUACAGGGACAAAAUGCAGACGAUGGGAGGAACUGCACGCAAACUCUUCCUCUAGGCGCCUCAAGGCACCGAGUUCAGAUAGAACGGACAACAGGUUAGACAUCGUGACCCCGCCAGCAGCGUGCGAAGCUAAUGAAGCCAACAGCAAGUUCGACAAGGAUAUCGUGGCUUUCACCGGAUUCCUUGCCACAGUGCAAGCUGCACUAAAGGUUGUUGCCCAACUGUGGGAUGCACCAUUGGCAGUUGAUGAAAACGCAGAUGUCAAGCCUUUCUCAGGCAGCACAAGUUCUGCGACGCUGUCAUUGACGGAGACGAAGGAGUCAUGCAGUACCAAACUGCAAAUGCUUCGUUCUUUUACAAGGACCAACAAGGUAGGCCUUUACUUUCUGGAGGUGACGCAAGUCACAGGAAUACUGAUGCAAUCGUUUGCAUCAGAAGACAUGGCGGCUGUUGUCCAUAUUUGCAAUGACUCAUCCCUGCCACUCACGUGA
Eimeria maxima is the source of this 3489-nucleotide messenger RNA. RefSeq names its product AGAP005082-PA, related, related. The record is from RefSeq and is a predicted model, not a curated record. NCBI's taxonomy places the organism in Eukaryota, Apicomplexa, Conoidasida, Eucoccidiorida, Eimeriidae. The transcript has 4 exons. Gene Ontology annotation, biological process: protein retention in Golgi apparatus; protein targeting to vacuole. The coding region runs from base 1 to 3489 and encodes 1162 amino acids. Gene Ontology annotation, cellular component: extrinsic component of membrane.